UCACUAAUCAAAUAACACAAAACCCUCUGUUUUUCUUCUCUCAAAAUCUCUAUACACCACAUACCAUGUCUUCCUUCAAGAGCAAAUACCAAGAUGAACUCAUUGCCAAUGCUGCUUAUAUUGGCAGCCCAGGGAAAGGCAUCCUUGCUGCUGAUGAGUCAACCGGUACAAUUGGAAAGCGUUUGGCAAGCAUAAGUGUUGAGAAUGUCGAAACAAACAGGCGCGCCCUCCGCGAACUCUUAUUCACCACGCCCGGCGCUUUUGAGUGCCUCAGUGGUGUGAUCUUGUUUGAGGAAACCCUUUACCAAAAGACAGCUGCAGGAAAACCUUUUGUAGAGUUGUUGAAGGAAGGAGGAGUUCUUCCUGGAAUUAAGGUUGACAAGGGCACCGUAGAGCUUCCCAGAACCAAUGGGGAAACCACCACCCAAGGUUUGGAUGGUCUUGGUCCGCGUUGCCAAAAGUACUAUGAAGCUGGUGCACGAUUUGCUAAGUGGCGCGCUGUACUCAAGAUCGGUCCCAACGAGCCAUCUGAGCUUGCUAUCCACGAGAACGCCAAUGGUCUAGCGCACUACGCUCUUAUAUGCCAAGAGAAUGGCCUAGUUCCAAUAGUGGAGCCUGAAAUCCUAGUGGAUGGAUCUCAUGACAUCAACAAGUGUGCCGAGGUGACUGAACGAGUUCUGGCCGCAUGCUACAAGGCUUUAAACGAUCAUCACGUUCUGCUCGAAGGAACUCUUUUGAAGCCUAACAUGGUGACCCCCGGAUCAGAUUCUCCAAAGGUUACCCCAGAUGUUAUAGCCGAAUAUACCGUUAAAGCUUUGCAGCGAACGGUUCCAUCUGCUGUUCCUGCCGUUGUUUUCUUGUCUGGCGGACAGAGUGAAGAAGAAGCAACACUCAACCUCAAUGAGAUGAACAAGAUGAACGCGAAGAAGCCAUGGAAACUUUCUUUCUCUUUCGGAAGAGCACUUCAGCAGAGUACUCUUAAGGCAUGGGUAGGGAAAGAUGAAAACAUUAAGAAGGCUCAAGAUGCUUUCAUCUCUAGGUGUAAGGCAAACUCACAAGCAACUUUGGGAACCUAUAAAGGAGAUUCUACUCUUGGUGAAGGUGCCUCUGAGUCACUCCAUGUCAAGGAUUACAAAUACUAGACUUCAUGAGGUUUUUUUGGAAAGGGUUUUUGUGCUAUUGGCAUCAACGAUAUAAGAGCUUUAUGGAUUAAUAAAGAAUAAUAGUUCCAAGUUAUAAGAGCUUUUAUGCUAUUGCAACAAGCCAACAACAUUAUAAGAGCUUUUAUGCUUCUGUUUUUCUCUCUGAUUGAGUUUUGACAUUUGUUAUUGUCAGGAGUCAUGUCUUGUUUUAAUGCAAAUUGGAUAUGAGAAU
Messenger RNA from Vicia villosa (hairy vetch), 1374 nucleotides. Its product is annotated as fructose-bisphosphate aldolase 6, cytosolic. The record is from RefSeq and is a predicted model, not a curated record. Gene Ontology annotation, cellular component: cytosol. Gene Ontology annotation, molecular function: fructose-bisphosphate aldolase activity. Lineage: Eukaryota; Viridiplantae; Streptophyta; Magnoliopsida; Fabales; Fabaceae. Bases 66 to 1142 code for a protein of 358 amino acids. The transcript has 3 exons. Gene Ontology annotation, biological process: glycolytic process; fructose 1,6-bisphosphate metabolic process.